CCUUUUGAUUUCUAAAUAAAGCCCAAACCCACGUGUGACUGUGUGUUUAAGCAGAGGUAGGCCUAUAGCAAUGAAAGUAAAGCGUUGUAAACAUGCGAAAAAAGUAGUAUCUUUCUACAAGAACAACUUUGGCUUUCGUGAACCAUUUCAGAUUAUUGUCGAUGGGACUUUUUGUCAAGCAGCUCUGAAGGGCAAGAUAAACAUUAAGGAACAAAUGCCGAAAUAUCUCUGCUGUGCAGUACAGUUGGUUACAACUAAAUGUGUGCUAGCUGAACUCUCAUCCCAUGCUGCACUACAUGGAGCUAAUGCUAUAGCGAAGUGCUUUAAGACUCAUAAUUGUUCACAUUCAACAUUUUUACCUCCAGCAGACUGCUUGGACAGUUUUAUAGGACCUACAAACAGCAAACACUAUUGUGUUGCAACUCAAGAUUGUGAUCUUCGUCAUAAAUUUCAAGAACGGGGAGGUAUUCCCUUAUUUCAUAUCAUUAGGAACACUAUAGUAUUAGAAAAACCCACUGAAUCGUCUCAACUGUUAAUGAAUGAGAUUUCUUUGGGAAAAGUCUCUCCAACUCUUCCUGAACAAAUGGAGAUAACAUUAGAUAAUAACCAACCAUCCAGUGAUACUAAACGGAAAAGAAGGAGGCCACUUGGACCAAAUCCAUUAUCAGUUAAAAAGAAAAGACUUAAAAAAUCUGUUUCUGUUGCGAGUGGUGGAAUAUUGCAAAAGAACAAGGGAAGACGGUUGAGAUUAAUCAGAAAAAAAGCUCUUCAGCAACUUGCUAAUGAUGUAAUGACCGAAAAAUAACAUUAUUAUUAUUAUUAUUAUUAAAUCAAAUUUUUGGUACUGUAUUUAUUAGAGAAAUUAUGAGAAAUUCUGUUGAGCCAACUACA
Molecule: messenger RNA, 891 nt
Organism: Amphimedon queenslandica
Lineage: Eukaryota; Metazoa; Porifera; Demospongiae; Haplosclerida; Niphatidae
Product: rRNA-processing protein UTP23 homolog
Exons: 7
Coding region: 71-805 (244 amino acids)
Cellular component (GO): small-subunit processome
Source: RefSeq, a predicted model, not a curated record